UCCAUCUCUCGGCGUCGGCGUCACUCGCCACCGUAAUACAUAACAGCAACUAACCACUGCAGCAGCUCCUGCAGCCCCGCGCCAUGAUCCGCCCCACGUGCAGAAACGUGCGCACCGCGCUCCCCAAGACCUGCCCCGUCCACGCUCCUCGUCGCGGCCUCACCUCGAGGACAAUCAUCACCGACAACAAGAACCUCGUCCCCAUCCGCACCAACCUCCGCGGCUCGUCGCUCCUCAACACUCCUAGACUCAACAAGGGCGCUGGCUUCACCCGCGAGGAGCGCGCGGUCUUUGGCCUCGAGGGCUUCCUCCCCUAUGACGUCCACUCGCUCGAGAAGCAGGCCCUCCGCGCCUACAACCAGCUCCUCAAGCAGCCCACCGUCAUCCUGAAGCACGCCUUCCUCGCCUCGCUCCGUGACCAGAACCAGGUCCUCUUCUACCGUCUUCUGCAGGACCACCUCAAGGAGCUCCUUGGCGUGCUCUACACCCCCGGCGCCGCCGAGGCCGUCGAGAACUACUCCAACCUCUUCCGCCGCCCCAUCGGCUGCUUCAUCUCGUACCCCAACCACGAGGGCAUGCGCGCCCAGCUCGAGGCCCACCUCCAGGACGUCAACCGUACCGCCGACGUCGCGUACCACUCCAAGGACAGCAAGGACGCCAUUGACCUUGUUGUUGUGACUGAUGCCGAGGCUAUCCUCGGUAUCGGCGACCAAGGUGUUGGUGGUAUUACCAUCUCCACCUCCAAGGCUGCCCUCUACACCCUCGGUGCCGGUAUCAACCCCAACCGCAUCCUCCCGGUCGUCCUCGACGUCGGUACCGACAACCACGCCCUCUUUGCCGACCCCCUGUACAUGGGCUGGAAGCGUACCCGUCUUAGGGGCAAGAACUACGACAACUUUGUCGACAAGUUCAUCGCCAACUGCCGCGACAUCUUCCCGAAUGCCAUCAUUCACUUCGAGGACUUUGGAAUGACCAACGCCUACCGCUUCAUGGAGAAGUACAAGGACAAGAUCCCCAUGUUCAACGACGACAUCCAGGGCACUGGUGCCGUCACCCUCGCCGGUCUCCUUGCGGCGCUCAAGGUGUCCAACCAGAAGCUCGGUGACCAGCGUAUUGUCAUCUACGGCGCUGGCUCCGCGGGUAUGGGUAUCGCCAACCAGAUCCGUGACGGCCUCGAGAUCCUCGACGGCAAGACAAGACAGGAGGCCAACAAGCACUUCUGGUGUGUCGACCGCAACGGUCUGCUCGUCGAGUCGAUGGGCAACAACCUUCGCCACAGCCAGCAGGGCUACGCCCGUCCCGACGCUGAGAUUGCCAACUGGGAGCUCGAGAACCCCGAGCAGCACGCGGCGUACCUCAUGGACGUGAUCAAGAACGUCAAGCCCACCGUCCUGAUCGGCACCUCCACCUCGAGGCGUGCCUUCAACGAGGACAUUGUCCGCGAGAUGGCCAAGUACGUCGAGCGCCCCAUCAUCUUCCCCAUGUCCAACCCCACCGCCCUCUGCGAGGUCGACCCCGAGGACGCUCUUGCCUGGACCGACGGCAAGGCGCUCGUCGCCACUGGCUCGCCCUUUGCCCCCGUCCCGCUCCCCAACGGCGGCACCUACACUGUUGCGCAGACCAACAACGCGCUCGUCUACCCUGCCCUGUCCCUCGGUGCCAUCCUCGCCCGCUCGAAGACCAUCUCGCCCUCGAUGCUCAUGGCCGCUGUGCACUCGCUCGCCCAGCUGUCGCCUGCGCUCAAGGACCCCGGAGCGUCGCUCCUUCCCGACCUUUCCGAGGUCCGCAACGUCUCGGUCGUCGUCGCCGCCGCCGUCUGUCGCCAGGCCGUUGCGGACAACAACGCCACGGACCAGACGACGAUUGACAUUGUCAACGGCAACCACGACGUGUCGCUCGAGGAGUACAUUAAGAGCCAGAUGUGGGACCCCGUGUACCGCCCUCUUGAGCUCGUCGACUAAACGGCAGUAGGUGGCGCGCUAUGAGCGUCGGUGAGGUGUGGCGACGGUGACGCGCGGUGAUGACCGCGACGACCGCGACGAGUGCGACGAGCAUGGUUGUCUCCACUGUUCUCGCCUUAUUUUAUAGAGAGCCUUGUGCUCAAGGGUUGGCCAACUGGCCACUAGUAUCUUCUUGUAAUGCUUUCCAAUCUGGGCAUCAUGCAUCAUAUGGC
Molecule: messenger RNA, 2173 nt
Organism: Vanrija pseudolonga
Lineage: Eukaryota; Fungi; Basidiomycota; Tremellomycetes; Trichosporonales; Trichosporonaceae
Gene: malS
Product: putative NAD-dependent malic enzyme 3
Exons: 5
Coding region: 84-1961 (625 amino acids)
Biological process (GO): malate metabolic process; pyruvate metabolic process
Cellular component (GO): mitochondrion; cytosol
Molecular function (GO): malate dehydrogenase (decarboxylating) (NAD+) activity; NAD binding
Source: RefSeq, a predicted model, not a curated record